Galdieria sulphuraria is the source of this 1797-nucleotide messenger RNA. Its product is annotated as MFS transporter, SP family, sugar:H+ symporter. The record is from RefSeq and is a predicted model, not a curated record. Gene Ontology annotation, cellular component: membrane. The transcript is spliced from 2 exons. Lineage: Eukaryota; Rhodophyta; Bangiophyceae; Galdieriales; Galdieriaceae. Gene Ontology annotation, biological process: transmembrane transport. Gene Ontology annotation, molecular function: myo-inositol:proton symporter activity. The coding region runs from base 80 to 1333 and encodes 417 amino acids.
CAGUAGGAAAUAAUGGGAUUUGAUCUCUUUCCCGUUAUCCUAUUCUUUGUAGGAAGUCAGUCAGUGGUGUUUGGUGAAGAUGGAGCUGAAAGAAGAGAUCAAAAAAGAAACAAAAGUUGACGAGCUACCAGGUAUAAAUGUAACUGAAAUACAACAAGAGCCAAAUAACCCAGUGGAGAGAACAGAACAUGGUGACUCUGGUCCCAAGUCUACCCGGUUACUUGUUUUCUUUGAAAUACUAGCUAGUAUAGGGUCUAUCAUGAUGGGAAUGGACCAAUUCGUAGUGAGUGGAGCUUCUCUUUAUGCACAACCUGAUCUUCAUAUUGACUCCAAUCUCUGGUCGUGGAUAACUUCUGGUCCCUUGUUUGGAGCCAUAGCAGGAACUUUGAUAGCUAUUCCACAUAAUGCCUUGUUUGGAAGAAGACCAACAUUUAUUGUUUCCUGCAUUCUUUAUGAUAUUGGAGUCUUCAUGUCUACUUUCGCUCAGUCCUAUGGAGUUUUACUUGGGGGACGUCUUAUUUUUGGUAUUGGCAAGGGAAUGGAAGCCAUGACUUUACCCAUUUAUUUAGCUGAACUGGUUCCCAAAUCACACAGAGGAGGACAUUUGAAUUUGUUCCAAACUUUUCAAAUGUUUGGUGACUUUUUAGGAGCAGUAGUUAGUUCUAUUUUUGCCAAUGUACCCGGAACAUGGAGAUAUAUGUUUGGUUCUGGAUUUAUUGCUCCCACUAUUCAAUUAAUAGGCAUGUUCUUUGUACCUGAAAGUCCCAGAUGGUUGGUUCAAAAAGGACGUGUUGAUGCUGCUCAAAAGUCUUGGAAAAGGAUCAGACAAGACACUAUUAAAGGUAGAAUGGAGUUUGAAGAAAUGGUAGAAAAAGUACAAGAAGAGCGAUGCAACGAACGCAGUUUCUUUUCAGUCGUGAAAGAAGUAGUCUGCAAUAGACGUACUCGAGCCAUGUUUAUUUUUGGAGGAUUGCUUCCAUUUGCAUCACUAUGGAGUGGUUCAGCCGCUGUGGGUUAUUAUAUGUCCGACUUAUUCAAAAGUUUGGGACUGACAAACAAAAAGUCCAUUUAUAUGCAACUACCAGUGGAAUUUGUGAAUUUUCUAUCCGUUUUGCCUGCUUUUUAUAUUUUAGAUAGAUUUGGUAGAAGAAGGGUGAUGUUGACAUUGAUGCCUAUUUCUGUUUUAGCUUUGAUUAUGAUUGGGCUGAGUGAUAUUUCGCACAGCUUAACCACACGAGUCGUUAUAUUUGUGCUUGGGUUCUUUAUCUAUUAUUUUUCAUAUAAUCCUAGUUUUGGAACUUUGGCAUGGUGUAGUGAAUGGAGAGUUGUUUGAGUCUCAUACUCAGAAAGACUGUGGGAAUGGCAUCUUGCGCCUUUUGGAUUUUUGGAAAUGCAGCCAUUUCAACCUAUACCUUUAGUAGACAAAUUGACGCUUAUGGAACGAUUGGUGCAUUUGGAGUAUUUGCAGCUAUCGUGUUUGUAUUUUGGUUGAUAUUCCUAUUUGUGUUUGUGGAUACUUCCAAAUUGAGUUUGGAAGAUGUGAAAGAACGAUUUGAAGGCGGAAUGAGAGCUAUUAUUAGAAGAAACACGAGAGAAAUGAUUGCUAGUAUAAGAAGUAUUGGUGAAAAAUGGGGAAUGUAGUUGAUGGUUUUUAUGUAGUUUGUCUCAACAAAAUACAAAAAAAAAGAAAAACAAAUGGAUACCUUUGUCUGAUUAUAAAGAUAAUGACUCUCUCUACCCAUCAUAGGAAAUUCUAUCUUUCUUCUUGUUGGAGAAGAGAUCUAAUGAGGAUUCUUG